AUGACUGUUAGCGAGUAUGAAAAAGAUUUCAUCAGACUAAGUAAGUAUGCCCGAGAAAUGGUGCCUAUAGAGGAAGCUAGAUGUAAAAAAUUUGAGCAAGGUUUGCAUAGUGACAUGAGGGUGCUUUUGGCAGCCCAUCCCAUCAGAGAGUUCUCUGCUCUGGUAAAUGCAGCAUUGAAUAUAGAAAAGAUAAAAGAAGAAGAACAGAGCUGGAGACAAAAAGGGCAACGGAAGAGAGGGCAAACCCAGAUACAGGGGCAAUCCUCAACCUCUCAGGCACCUAGUAAGAGACAAAGGGGUGCCCAGCCAUCAAGGCAGAGUCAGGUACAAAGACAAAGGCAGCCACCAACACAGAGUUUUGCAGGGAGGUUUGGGCAGCAAACUAGUACUACUGUAGCCAGUUCAAGAGGCGGAGGCAGGGGACAAUACCCUGUAUCACCACCUGGAGAGAGGCCUAUUCCUGCUGGAUCUAGAGGAAGAGGAAGGGGUAGAGGUAAUCAAACAGGGGCAGCUUCAGCCAGUCAGAGGGUGUCUGAAACAAUAGAUAGACCAGACUUCAGAACACCUGCUAGAGCCUCUGCUAUCAGGGCUAAGGAGGACAGGGACUCCCCAGAUGUGAUUGUUGGUACAUUCUCAAUCUUUGAUAAACCUGUACAUGCAUUGAUAGACCCAGGAUCAACACAUUCAUACAUAUAUUUACCCAUUACAAAUGAGGAAAAAUUACAGGCAGAUUCUCUAAACCAAGAUAUAAUAGUAACCAACCCCCUUGGUCAUAGUGUGAUAGUGAGUAAAGUAUAUAGGGAUUGUCCUAUAUCCAUCCACGGUCAUACUUUCAAUGGUGAUUUGACAGAGUUACCCUUUAGAGAAUUUGAUGUAAUCCUUAGCAUGGAUUGGUUAUCUAGGCAUCGAGUAAUAGUGGAUUGCAGAUCAAAAAGAAUUACAUUGAAAACACUUGUAGAUCAUGAUAUGGUAGUUGUAGGGGAUAGGUCAGAUUACCUGUCUAAUAUUAUAUCAACAGCUACAGCAAGGAGAUUAAUCAGUAAGGGUUGUGAAGCCUACCUAGUCUUUGCACUUGAAACCAAAAAAGAGAAUCUAGGUGUGCAUGACAUAUCCACAGUGUGUGAUUUCUCUGAUGUUUUUCCUGAUGAUCUUCCCGGGUUACCACCAGAGAGAGAGGUGAAAUUUGCCAUAGAUGUUAUACCAGGCACCGCACCUAUCUCUAUUGCUCCUUAUAGGAUGGCACUUACUAAACUAAAAGAGUUAAAAAUACAAUUACAAGAAUUGCUUAACAAGGGUUUCAUACGACCUAGUAUUUCACCUUGGGGCACACCUGUGUUGUUUGUAAAAAAAGAAGGAUGGGACACUAAGAUUGUGUAUAGAUUACAGCUAAAAGAAGCCAGUGUCUUUUCUAAAAUCGAUUUGAGAUCGGGUUACCAUCAGUUGAAGAUAAAAGAAACAGAUGUCUCUAAAACUGCUUUUAGAACUCGAUAUGGACACUAUGAAUUUCUUGUUAUGCCUUUUGGGUUGACUAAUGCUUCUGCAGCUUUCAUGGAUCUGAUGAACCGUAUCUUCCAUCCCUACCUAGAUCAGUUUGUAGUAGUGUUCAUAGAUGAUAUCUUAAUAUACUCAAAGACUAAGGAAGAACAUGAUCAAUAUUUGAGGAUAGCAUUACAGACUCUGAGAGAGAACCAACUUUAUGCCAAGCUUAGUAAAUGUGAGUUUUGGCUAAAUGAUAUAUCCUUUCUUGGACAUGUUGUGUCAGCUGAAGGAAUCAGAGUAGACCCUAAAAAGAUAGAAGCUAUCCUUGAGUGGAAACCACCUAAGAAUGUAGCAGAGAUUAGGAGUUUUCUGGAUUUGGCUGGAUACUAUAGGCGGUUUGUAAAGGGAUUUUCAAUCAUUGCUACCCCAUUGACUAAAUUGUUGCAUAAGAAUGUUAAAUAUGAUUGGGAUGACAAAUGUCAAAAGAGUUUUGAAAAGCUUAAAAAGAUGCUUACAGAGGCACCUGUCCUUACACAGCCAGAGUCGAGUAAAGAUUUUGUGAUCUACAGUGAUGCCUCACAUAAUGGACUGGGUUGUGUACUCAUGCAGGAAGGGAAGGUAGUUGCUUAUGCUUCAAGACAAUUAAAGCCACACGAGAAGAACUACCCUACCCAUGAUUUAGAGUUAGCAGCCAUAGUCUUUGCAUUAAAGAUAUGGAGGCAUUACUUGUAUGGAGAAAAAUGUAAGGUCAAUCUGGUAGCAGAGGCACUUAGCAGGAAAUCCUUUGCUGCUCUAAGAGCUUUGAAUGCUCAUCUAUCUUUACCUAAUGAUGGGGCUAUCAUAGCAAAACUAAAGCUUAGACCCAAUCUACUCCAACAAGUCCAGGAAGCAUAG
Molecule: messenger RNA, 2373 nt
Organism: Manihot esculenta (cassava)
Lineage: Eukaryota; Viridiplantae; Streptophyta; Magnoliopsida; Malpighiales; Euphorbiaceae
Exons: 4
Coding region: 1-2373 (790 amino acids)
Source: RefSeq, a predicted model, not a curated record